GGGGCCGCUGGGGGCGGCCGCGCGAGGAGCCCCGCGGGUGGGUUGGAAAUUCCCGUCAGGGAAAACGCAGCAGGAGCCUGUUGCCCGCGCUGCUCCAGAAUACGCGCCGUCUCUUUUAGCUUGGGCUCAAGGAUCUUGCCGAGGAUAUCACCAGAGCGCCCGGAGUGAUAACUACUGCCUGGGAGCUGAACUGGGGGGGAAAAAAAAAAAGGACAGCGGAGAAAGAAUGCUUAGGUAACCCGGGACUUAAAGCUUUGCUUUCAUUCUGCAGCGUACAAAUGGAUGCACGUGGUUUUAUAUACAGUAUAGCAUCAGAAUAGAACUAGGUUCUGCAGUGAAAGAGUCGACAGCUUAGUCAUUUUACUUAAAGGGAGCAGGCAGCCUUAUCGAGGGGUUAGACAGCAAAAAUGAAUUUGGUCGUGCUAUGAUAGUACCUCACAAUGGUGUCUAACUGUAGCCCCGUCCUGUGGAACGGAAAAGGCGUACUUGCUUCCUUUUUUCUUAGUUGAAGAAAUAAAACCCUAGUAUCAAAUUCAGAAAGAACUUUGGGUUUCUUGUACAUGGCUGUUCAACAUCAUCCUGUUCCCUGGUCUUGUAAAAGAGGAAAACUGCAUUGAAGUGAUCACUGAUGAAUAUGUGUCUCAGAAAGAAGAAAAAGCAGUAUUCAUUUCUGAACAUGGCAAGGCAAUCUGAAGUUGCACAUCUCCCCCUAACCACUGAUUUGGCAUGGAUGACAAGAAAUUAUCUUUUGACUAACCUUUACCGACUGUCCAAAAUGCUGCAUAUGAAGAUGCUUUAAUUCACAGUCCAAGCACUUGGAUUUUUAUCGAGGCAAACUGUUGUCAUUGUCAUAACAGUUUAUGUAUACUGAUUAGUUUAAUGUUUUUUAAGUAGCAAGUGAUGCAUAAAAGGAUGGACGUGUACCUAGAAAACCCUGUGAGAAGUCUUUCUUCGGAUCCUGGGAAUUUUUAUUUUUGUGGAAUACAGUAAUUCUUGCAAUAAUCCCUGCUGUUAACUGCUUGUGCAGUUGUUCCGGAAUGCAUCUAUGAAUACCCUAACAGAUAAAUCUAGCUGACAAGGAAAAACACUGAUGUUGGAAGAUCUGUGAACAUGAUGCAUGUGAAUAAUUUCCCCUUUAGGAGGCAUUCAUGGAUAUGUUUCGAUGUAGACAAUGGUACAUCAUCGGGACGAAGUCCCUUGGAUCCCAUGACAAGCCCAGGAUCGGGGCUAAUUCUUCAGGCAAAUUUUGUGCACAGUCAACGAAGGGAGUCCUUCCUUUACCGGUCAGACAGUGACUAUGACCUAUCUCCAAAGUCCAUGUCCAGGAACUCCUCCAUUGCCAGUGAUAUACAUGGAGAUGACUUGAUUGUGACACCAUUUGCUCAGGUGCUGGCUAGCCUACGUACUGUACGGAAUAACUUCGCUGCAUUAACCAAUUUACAAGAUCGGGCACCCAGCAAACGAUCACCAAUGUGUAACCAACCAUCUAUUAACAAAGCAACUAUAACAGAGGAGGCCUACCAGAAACUGGCCAGCGAGACCCUGGAGGAGCUGGACUGGUGCUUGGACCAGCUGGAGACCCUGCAGACCAGGCACUCCGUCAGCGAAAUGGCCUCAAACAAGUUUAAAAGAAUGCUCAACCGGGAGUUAACCCACCUGUCUGAAAUGAGCAGGUCAGGCAAUCAGGUCUCAGAAUAUAUAUCGAACACGUUCUUAGACAAACAACAUGAAGUUGAAAUACCUUCUCCAACACAAAAAGAGAAAGAGAAAAAGAAGAGGCCAAUGUCUCAGAUCAGUGGAGUCAAAAAGCUGAUGCACAGCUCCAGCCUAACUAAUUCCAGUAUUCCAAGAUUCGGAGUUAAAACAGACCAAGAAGAUGUUCUUGCCAAGGAACUUGAAGAUGUGAACAAAUGGGGCCUCCAGGUUUUCAGAGUAGCAGAGUUAUCUGGAAACAGACCUUUGACUGUCAUCAUGCACACCAUUUUUCAGGAACGAGACUUGUUAAAAACAUUUAAGAUUCCAGUAGAUACUUUAAUAACUUACUUGAUGACCCUGGAAGACCAUUACCAUGCAGAUGUGGCAUAUCACAAUAACAUACAUGCUGCAGAUGUUGUUCAGUCAACCCAUGUCUUGCUGUCAACCCCAGCAUUAGAGGCAGUGUUCACUGAUUUGGAGAUUCUUGCAGCAAUUUUUGCCAGUGCAAUACAUGAUGUAGAUCAUCCUGGGGUUUCAAACCAGUUUCUUAUCAACACAAAUUCUGAACUCGCCUUGAUGUACAAUGACUCAUCAGUACUGGAGAAUCAUCACUUAGCUGUGGGCUUCAAACUGCUACAGGAAGAAAAUUGUGACAUUUUCCAAAAUUUGACCAAAAAACAGAGGCAAUCACUGAGGAAAAUGGUCAUUGACAUUGUACUUGCAACAGACAUGUCUAAGCAUAUGAAUCUAUUGGCUGAUUUAAAAACUAUGGUUGAAACCAAAAAAGUGACCAGUUCUGGUGUCCUACUUCUUGAUAACUAUUCAGACAGGAUUCAGGUUCUUCAGAACAUGGUGCACUGUGCAGAUCUAAGCAAUCCAACCAAGCCACUCCAUCUCUACCGUCAAUGGACAGACAGAAUAAUGGAGGAAUUUUUCCGUCAGGGAGAUCGGGAAAGAGAGAGGGGAAUGGAGAUAAGUCCGAUGUGUGAUAAGCACAAUGCAUCUGUAGAAAAAUCACAGGUGGGUUUUAUAGACUACAUUGUUCAUCCUCUGUGGGAGACAUGGGCAGAUCUUGUUCACCCAGAUGCCCAGGAUAUCUUAGAUACACUGGAGGACAAUCGAGAAUGGUACCAGAGCACAAUCCCUCAAAGUCCCUCUCCUGCACCUGAUGAUCAGGAAGAGGGUAGGCAGGGCCAAACUGAAAAAUUCCAGUUCGAACUAACACUGGAGGAAGAUGGUGAGUCAGACACUGAAAAGGACAGUGGAAGUCAAGUGGAAGAAGAUACCAGCUGCAGCGACUCCAAGACUCUUUGCACACAGGAUUCAGAAUCCACUGAAAUUCCUCUUGAUGAGCAAGUAGGAGAAGAAGUAGAAGAGGAGGACAACCAGACAGAACCAUGUGUGGUAGAAGAACAUUGUCCUGACACGUAACAAUGAAGACACAGUCUCUUAUUCAAUCUUGCCCUCUCCCUUUCUUUAACUCUUUCUCUCUGAUUUCUUUUUGGGUUUUGGAUUUUUUUUUUUUUUUUUUGAUUAGGUAAUGGUUUCCAAGGUGUACGUCAUAUGCUAUAACCAUGGUCACAACUCUCUGUCUUCUGCCAGGAUGGUUGUUGAUCAAAACUGACCUUGAUGACUCAGUUUGGCACUCAGGAAUAUUGUAACCAGAAUUUUCACCUCCAUGACAUCAGAAAGCAGGGGGGAGAACAUCCAUAAGCUACGCUUUGAUAAGCUCUCCACUUGGCAUAUUUGAUUAAAUAAAGCAAAUGUUUUCAGAGGAAUACCACCUGCCAACAAAAUGCUGGUAUACUUUGAUAGUUUUUGAGUUAAUUGUAUUUCACAGAGUAUUAGAUGAUGUUCAUCAUGAGAGGAAACAGACAGAAAAUAAACUGAGGUUCCUACUGGAAAACAAAUGCACAUAAAUGAUGGGACACAACAUGAUUUUGUUACCAAUAGGAAGAUAAGCUGUGGAAAUUGCAUAAUUUUGUGAUUUCAGUUCUUCCUAUUGUGUAACAAAAAAGCGUGACCCAGUGGGUUGCACUAACCUCUGCAUUUCAUAUAGUAUGUGACAGAAAGAUCUUUUGUAGAGCUUACUUUUAUUAUUAAAUGUACCAAGGUACUAUAUUUCAAGAAAACCACUUUCAGACUUCAUCUGCAACUGGUUAUUUUUUUUUCCAAAGAGAAACUUGUAAGUUUUCAGUACAAAUCUGUGCUACACUGGAUAAUACUUCUAGGGUUUUUUUCCUUUCCUUCUUUUUUUUUUGCACCUUAGACUAUUAUGGUAAUAUUGAGCUGUAAAAGUCUAUUAUUUUAUCUAUUAGUGAGUUCAAUUAAUAUCAUUGUUACAUAAAACUCCUUCAGUAUGAUAGCUUUUUUGUUAUUUUUUAAUCACGGUUUUUCCCAAACGUAUUAGAAGAACUUACACUGUGCUUUUGCCCUCAUGCUGGCCUCAUCCUGGCAAUUCAAUCUUAAUCCAAGAGGUGGUCCCACUAAGCCGGCUGGGACCACUAAGAUUAGGAUUUGCAAGUAGAGCCUGUAAGAAAGGUAGAUGAAUUGUCAUCUUAAUACAAAAGCAUUUCAGCUGGACAGGGUGCUGGGCACUCUUGUCUAGAGGAUGCAUUUAACAAGAAAGGUUGGACCAGGUGAUCAUUGAGGUCCCUUCCAACCUGGUAUUCUGUGACUCUCUGAAAAGCCGUUCCUCUGCUAUACUAAUAAAAUUUGUCCCUCUGAAACAUGGCUUCCAUACCAUUUUUGGCUGGGACAUAUAGACUGCUAAAUCAGAACAGGCUAAUACAAUGUAUGGAAUAUUUGUUCUGGUGAAAAAAGCAUUAGUGUAGUAUUUCCAAUUUUGAGUCUCCUAACUUUUUAUCUGUGUCAGCUAUCUAGUUAAACUAUUUGCUAAUCAGAGAUGUGUACAAUAUACAAAUAAUGAUCACCAUUUUUUUUUCCAUGUCUUUGUUGCAAGAAGAGCCAGGUCAGUCUUUUCUUUUUAUAUUUUUAAGUAAAUGAGCAAUGCCUCAUGAGAAUUAUAGUUUACUCCACAUUAUUUCAAUCUCAGAUCUUUUAAUCCUUUAUCCAGUUUGUGCUGAGGGAAUCCUGCUUUUCAGUUGAUUGGUCCAGCAAGCUUCUGGAACUUGGAAAAUUAAAGGGAGGUAGUAGUUCAUAUUUGUCAUUUUCUAGUCCUGUUGUUUGGUCACAUGAAAGAAUAAGGAAUUUUAUUUCCUCCAUUUUACUUUUUGUUAAAAUUGUAGUUUUGAGCGUAGAAGAUGGGAAAUAGUUGCCUAGGGAAGCUAGCAGACUCCCACUCUGUAAAAUUCUGGUAAAAUGACAAUAGCAAGAUGAUUUCUUAACAAAAGAAGAUAGCAAGAGUCAUUAUUUCCCCUUUAGAUUCAUUUUGUAGCAGAUUUGCAGAUAUGAAUACAGGGGUUUAUUUAAGUGUCUGAGAUCUAGAAUAAAAACAUGUUAACAAUAUUUCAUAUAAUAUUAAUAAUUCAGCUUUUAAAUGCAUUUUGAAUUCUUUAAUAUCUGGGUCAUAGUUUUCUUUACCUUUAGCCCUCACAGGGCCUUAGCAUAGAAGAUGCUGAAGAAGGAAAGAGAAUGAAGAGAACUCAUGGUUUUUACUUUCAGUUUUUGACUCUCUUUUGUUCGUCAUUUCUUCCUGAACCUGAUCCAUCUAAAAAUCCUUUCAGUCCCCAAGAGUGCCUGGAACCUUAAUACUGGAAAAGCAAUAUAAAUUCCAAAAUAACCAAUAGGGACCUGAAAAGGUUUUGUAUCUGCACUAAUUGAAAGUGAAUGAGAAGAAUAACACCAUAUUGUGAGAUAUAUACCCAUACAUGUGGACAAUCAAAUAAUAGAAAAUAAUAUAAUUUCUUAGAGCUGGGGAUACAAUGCACUGUACAAUCUUUUUUUUUCCUCUUUUGCCAAAGUGUGUUUUAGCAUUGCACACUGCUUUAAAACAAUACAAUUUACAAGUGGCUUUAUGUGUUCUGAAUAUUUUUGCCAUAAGAAAAUGCAGUGAGUGGGUAUUCAGUGGGGGGGGGGAAAGAAAAUUCAUCUUGCUUAUAACUACAUUUUAGCUUGCAAGUUACUGUACUCAAUAAUGCUGUAUUUGAAUUGUUAAAUUGUUUUGUGUCAUUAAAAAACAAAGAUGAAAGAAUAUAGAUAGAACAAAUAGCAUUCAGAAGUUUAAAAAACUUUCAUGAAAUUGAUUUUACAGAAAGCUUUGACAGUUCUUUUCCAAUGCAUUAUUUAUUUUAUUUGUGCCAUGCAUUUUUCUCACCAAAUGACCUUACCUGUAAUACAGUCUUGUUUGUCUCUGUUUACAACCAUGUAUUUAUUGUAAUGUACAUACUGUAAUGUUAAUUGUAAAUUAUCAGUUCUUAUUAUAACAUCACCCUUGUCAGGGUGGUGUUGCUAUAUUUGGAAACUCUUGGUGAGAGAAUGAUUAUUGUGUAUACAUAUUCCUUGUACAUUUUUUCUCCUGUAAUAUAUUCAGUGUCACCUUAGAGCUUGGUUAUGGAAGAGUCAAGAAAAGUAUAAAAUACAUAAAGAUAUAUCGAGAAAAAAAGCUGCAGGUCUUUGGUCCCAGGGCUGUGCCUUAACUUUAAACAAUAUUUUCUUCUGGCUUGCUGCAUUUGGAAGUAAGGUAGCUGUGAGGCUAGGGCUGGGCAUUUUUACCAUAUUUUUAGUUGCUGACUGGUGAAGUUACUUGUAUGAGCUAAUAUGCAUGAUACUACACCAAGCUUUCAUUCGUGACCGUGCUGAAAGUUCAAGCUUUUCCAGACUUCUGGCAAUGUAAUUGUGUUGCCUCUCUGAUUAUCUUUUUACAGGCUAUCACCAGAAAUUAUUGCAGCCAUUUUUUUCUCCUAAAAAAAUAUAAAGUUGAUGCCGUAUUUCAGUACCAAAUUGCAUUGAAACAGCUUUGGAAAGCAUCUCUAAUAAGCAUUUGAUUUUAAUGCCUAUGCGGAAAUGGAGUAAUAGGAAUUAAAAGGGUAUAACUCAUACACUUUUAAAAUGGUCUGUAAUAUCGCUUCUUUAUUUAGUAGCACAAAUUAACACUGUAUAAGCAGAAUCCACAAAGUAGGACAAAAGGCAGCUUUAACCUUGGAAAUGCUUUCCAACACCACUAUUAUUGUUAGAAGCAGCCAAAAUCUUAUUUUAUAUAGAUGUAUCAAAGGCUUUUUGCACAUGUGUAUAGCAUGCACUAGAUCUACAGGACAGUGGUAAACCUUUAGAUCUUUUAAUAACACUAGUAUUAGGUUUGCAGGUUGGACUGAGCAUCUCUUGCUGUUUGACUUGCCACAUUGCUCCAAGCUACUUAGAGCUGCUAUCAGUGAAUUUGCCAGAGUGAGGUAAAUACCUCUCCUCCAUUCCAGUGGUGCCCAGCCCUUGUAGAAUGUGACUAAUUUGUGAAAGGAGAGAUUCUUUUUCAAGGAAAAACAGAGCCUCCUUUUUGACACAAACUGUAGAUUUUAGCAGCCCUGGCCCAAAGGAAAUCGGUUGCUUUUGUUUUAAUCGAUAUAAAAGGGACACCGUAACAACAGAGAUCCUGAACAUGUUUUUGUUAUUGUUUUAAUUUGAUUUUUUUCUUUGGUUAUGUCUUGAGAGUGGCAACUUGUGUGAACAUUGCACAUGACUAUUCUUUCACUGGUUUCUUAGCCUCUCUUGCAGCCUAGGGGAUAGUAUUGUACAUCAAUACCUUCAUACAAAAUUUUAUAUGCAAUGGAAAUAAAAGCAUGGGUUGAUUCUGCCUA
This is a messenger RNA of Tyto alba (common barn owl), 7445 nucleotides long. It is a transcript of the gene PDE4D, whose product is annotated as phosphodiesterase 4D. The transcript has 15 exons. Gene Ontology annotation, biological process: signal transduction; cAMP catabolic process; regulation of cardiac muscle cell contraction. The record is from RefSeq and is a predicted model, not a curated record. The coding region runs from base 1111 to 3126 and encodes 671 amino acids. Gene Ontology annotation, cellular component: nucleus; perinuclear region of cytoplasm; cytosol. Gene Ontology annotation, molecular function: transmembrane transporter binding; 3',5'-cyclic-AMP phosphodiesterase activity; ATPase binding. NCBI's taxonomy places the organism in Eukaryota, Metazoa, Chordata, Aves, Strigiformes, Tytonidae.